CUGGGAUCCCAACACUGGAGAUCAUAUAUAAUGGUAUGAACGGAUAUGUUGCAAACUUCAAAUGCACUGGAGAAAUAGGAGCACCGAAAGGUUAUCUUGAAAUUGAAAGUAACUUCGAGGGCUCAAACUUUACAGUGUUUCUAUCACAGAAAGACAAUGAAUAUGACAAGAACGAAAUUGGUUCAAUAACAAGUAUCACAGAAAACAAUGGACAAUGUAGUACUAGGAGAGUCAUUGAAUUUCGAAUAAACACUGCGACGGCCAAAUAUCACAACAAACUUUUGAAAUGUAUAUCUAAACCGUCACAAGCUCUGAUGGAUGGUAAGGCAGCCGAGUCUUCUAAUCAAGUCAUAGAGGUUAUCCCAGAAAACUAUUGCACUCAAAACCAGGUCUAUACUGGAGUCCUAAGACACCCCUAUCAUUGUAAUAUGUUUGUCGGGUGCCACAGCGGGGAUGUGUCGGGUGUGCCGGCAGGUUGUGGGCAAGGUAAUUGCUUUCAUGAGACGACGUGUUAUCCUUGUAAAACGAUAGGCGGAUGUUCCGUGACAGACAUAUACAUUGACAACUUUGUUGAUCAAAUACAGAUAGGAGAUUCUGUAACCCUAAUCUGUAAAGUUAAAGACUUUGAUGGUUUGACAGAUAUCGUCAUUUACAAGGAUAACAGUACCAUAAUAUCGAGCUUCCUGAACGGAGAGACUAACACCGGAUUUAAUAGAAUAACGGAAUUAAGCUAUAUUACCGGAAACAGUGGUCAACUGAUGCUAGUUUUAGCAUCAACGCAAUGUGACAACGCCGGCACUUACCGCUGUGUUCCAGAUGGCGCUGGUAAACAUUCUGCAGAUGAAACUAGUUUAGUCUUAAAAGAUGCGACUGGUAACACUAUUUGCUGAUUUGAUACUAAAGCACAUAUUGGAGUGAGAAAAAAACUUGCAACGAUAUAUAUUUACGUUUCUGAGUAAUGUUAACGACUAUACAAUUAAAUCACAAAUAAUAUA
Molecule: messenger RNA, 995 nt
Organism: Ruditapes philippinarum (Manila clam)
Lineage: Eukaryota; Metazoa; Mollusca; Bivalvia; Venerida; Veneridae
Exons: 4
Coding region: 36-890 (284 amino acids)
Source: RefSeq, a predicted model, not a curated record